Messenger RNA from Humulus lupulus (European hop), 928 nucleotides. RefSeq lists its product as uncharacterized. The transcript is spliced from 5 exons. Lineage: Eukaryota; Viridiplantae; Streptophyta; Magnoliopsida; Rosales; Cannabaceae. Gene Ontology annotation, molecular function: nucleic acid binding. The record is from RefSeq and is a predicted model, not a curated record. Bases 283 to 669 code for a protein of 128 amino acids.
AAAAUAAAAAUUGCACUUCAUCGGGGGUACCUAAGAACGUAAGAAGCUCCCUACAAAUAUAAAUAAAAUUUUGUGCGCUAAGGAUCGAUAUAUUUAAUUAUUUAUCUUCUCCUCUCCGAUUCCAUCAUCGGGUAAACCAUAAACCCAAGGCAGUGCCUCCUCCGGCAAAGCUAUUGUUUUUUUUCUCAAAUUCAUACAGAAACCCUAAAUUCUCUCUCAUCCGCUGCUCCGAUUGGGUCCUCCAGCUUACCCACUUCGCGGUUCAUCCUAUCAAGAGGAACCAUGAUGAAAGACUUGGAGGGUUACAAUAGUGGUUCAUCAGGGGCAAUUGAUCCCUCCAAUAUUGGUUUUAAGCUUUUGAAGAAACAUGGCUGGAAAGAAGGAACUGGUCUUGGGAUUUCUGAGCAGGGAAGAUUGGAACCUGUUGAAGCAUAUUUGAAAAACAACAAGCACGGAUUAGGAGCUGACAAAGGAAAGAAAAAGGCCCCAAAGCCUCCUGAUGUUAAGGGCAAUAGUACCUCUUACAGUAAAAGUGAACAGGAUCCGCCAUCAAAAAAAUCUAAGACACUCUCGAAAAAGAUGCGGAAGAUGCAGGAGUUUGAAAGAAAAUUACAAGAGAAGGAGUUUGAAAGGGCAUUUUUCAGGGAAUUUUGGCCAGAUAACGUAUGAUCAUUCACGGAAGGUUGAGAUCAUUUCUUCACAUCAAAUCAUGGGCGGCACGCCCCUAUUAAUUUUUAUCAUCUAAUUUUGCACAGAUCUAAACUCUUUUUUUCCUUCAUUUUUGAUAGUUGAUCAUCAUGUUGUAAAAUAGUAGCUGAAAUUAUAGCAUGCCUUGCAUUCUUUUAUACAGUUUCAUAGAAGUGUACGUAUGAUUCCGUACACUUUCUGGUGGCACUCACGUAAGUCAGAAAAGGAAUGCAUUGCUGCA